UUAUUCUGUGAUUCACUUGACAAAUUAUCACGACAAUAUUGUCACUGAGAGAGAGAGAGAGGUGGGAAUUCUGAAAGAUUAGAGCAUGUCUGCAACUGCAACUGCAACUGUGGUAGGCUCUAUUUCAACAACAACUAAAACUAGAAGUAGAAGUAGAAGUAGAAGUAGAACCGCAUUUGCCGCCACAAACUUCCCGGCUACUCCACUAUCCUCCAAUCUCCUCCACUUGAGGUUCUCUCACAUUCACACUAGUUCUUCUAAGCGAACCUCAACCUUCCAUGGCUUCAAGCGCUUCUCCCCCGUCAUGGAGUGGCAGGAUUGCACGGUUAAGAUGGAGAUUGAUGUGCCCGUCUCUGUUGCCUAUACUUGUUACUCUGAUCGUGAAGCCAUCCCAAAAUGGAUGCCCUUUAUUUCCUCUGUUAAGAUAUUGCCAGAAAAACCUGAACUGUCACGAUGGUCCUUGAAGUAUAAGGCAUUUGGUCGUGAUAUUGAAUUCUCUUGGCUUGCUCGUAAUAUGCAGCCCAUUCCUAAUCAGAAAAUCCACUGGCGAUCUAUGGAAGGUCUUCCAAACAGAGGUGCUGUGCGGUUCUAUCCAAAAGGUCCUUCAUCAUGCGUAGUAGAACUGACAGUCUCAUAUGAGGUUCCACAACUUUUAGCUCCAGUGGCAUCGGCACUUCAACCUUUUCUUGAAGGUUUACUUCAACGUGGUUUGGAAAGAUUUGCUAAGUUCGCCAAAAGCUACUAAACCUCUGAUUUUUUAAUGAUUGUCCUGAUUUUUAGAGCAGGACUCCAUUUCUAAAAUUGAACAUACCUGACCUUUUUAAUGGCGAUCUUACUUUUUGUCUAAACAUUACUUGAAUUACUUUUCAUCCAGUCUUGGUUACAUGGAUGGAUAUCCCAUUUUUAAGUGUUAAUUAUGUAUACCUUUUAUGGAACUCAGGGUCUUAAUGCAAAAUAA
Molecule: messenger RNA, 958 nt
Organism: Abrus precatorius (Indian licorice)
Lineage: Eukaryota; Viridiplantae; Streptophyta; Magnoliopsida; Fabales; Fabaceae
Exons: 7
Coding region: 86-745 (219 amino acids)
Source: RefSeq, a predicted model, not a curated record